Molecule: messenger RNA, 714 nt
Organism: Blastocystis hominis
Lineage: Eukaryota; Bigyra; Opalinata; Blastocystidae
Exons: 2
Coding region: 1-714 (237 amino acids)
Source: RefSeq, a predicted model, not a curated record
AUGCAGCAGAGCGAGAGCUUCCAGAAGCAGCUGCAGGAAGCGGAGGCGAGGGAGCAGGCGACGUACCGCGCGCUGGAGGAGAAGCGGAAAAGCUACGAUGCGCUGCUGGUGACGCAGCUGGCGGACGCGGCGGCGAAGGAGAGGCUGCAGGGAGAGACGGAGACGCAGAAGACGGAGCUGCAGAGAUUGAGACAAGUGCAGGAUGAUUUGGAUCGGAAAAUACGCGAUCUUGAAAUUCAGCAUACGGAGUUGUUGCGGCAAACAGGAUCGUUGCAGAGUCAAAUUGAAGAGAAAACGAGGUGCGUGAAGGAGAUGGAGCAGAUGAUGAACACCGAGCGGACGCGGUCGCUGCUGGAAGUAGCGAGGUUGAGGGAGACGCUCCGCAAACGGAAAAGAAAAGGAGAAAGAGCGCAGCAGGAGGAGGAGGAGGAGGACAAGAGGGAAUCGACGCCGUCGAUCAAUGCAACCCCAAUCAAAGUGGUGAACUCGCCUUCGUCGUUCAUUCAAAGCGAGCGAAAGAGAUCGUCUUCGUUUACUGAGAAGGAAGAAGAAGAAGAGGAGGAGGAGGAGGAAGAAGGGGAGGAAGGAAGAGAAGGAGAGGCAGGAAGAAGAGUAAAUACGUCGACGGAUACGAGCAGCACGGUUCUAUCGGACAUGCUGAACAAUCUGUCAAAUGUUGUAAAUGAGCUCGGUCAGCAGCUAAAUCCUUCAUGA